AUGCUGCGUCAAGUUACCUGUCAGAAGUGGAACGAUAUAGACAGAAGCAGAGACAGUAAACCCAACUCUUCCGGGAAAAGAAGCGCCGCCAGGAAGAGGAGGAGUGUGAUGAACUCGAAAAGCUGCACCGAUCUCAUGAGAGAAAUAUGUCGGAAUAAGGAUGGGAGUAUACUGAAGAACGAACGUGAUGUGACCGAAAGGUGGAGGCAGCACUUCGAUGAACACCUUAAUGGCGUACAGGCAGAGAACCAGGAUAACGAUGGAAGCGAUUACGUUAGUGCAGUAAAUAAUGAAGAUGUACCACCUCCAACGAUAGGCGAAGUUAGGAAUGCUAUUACAGCUGAAGAACAACAAAUCAACUUCGUGGGAAGUUAUCAGACUGCACUCCAUUGGGCCGCGAAGCACGGUAGUGAAGACGUUAUCAAACUAGUGGCUGGAACAUUGAAGGCGGAUGUCAACACACGGACGAAUGGGGGCUACACAGCGCUACACAUCGCGAUGCAAUUUGGGCGCAACGAUAUUUUUGAAUUACUUUGCAAUGUAUACAAAGCAGACCGGGAUCUGUUGGACUGGAGCGGUAAGAAACCACUCGAGUAUCAAAAACAGAUGACAAGUGUGUCGGCGUCCACCUACAGCAGUGAGUAUGAUCCGAUGUUUAUUGUGAACGAACGGUUCCAUUCUCUUCCGUCGAAAAAAAUACUCUCGCCGCUGGCACGAGGCGGCACCUUUAUGCGUAAGAAAAGCCGCCGUCAGCAGCGUCCUUCCACUACGACAGGGGUUGAUCUGCAACGCACCCAUUCAAUGCUUACUAUGAUCACGCCGGAACAUCUAUCGCUUGCCACUAACACUUCCGAGACGAUCGAGACGAUCAAUGCAUACAACAACGACAACAGUAAUGCCACCAAUAAACGUAUAAAUUAUUUGACUCAUCCGGCUGAUGCAAUGAGUCUCGGCGGAAGUGCCGUGAACCUGCGCAGGAGUGACAAAUCCAAUCAGAGCUUUUUUCGACAAAUCAAAGCCAGGAAAAAGCAUACAGAAAAAGACUCGGGAUUCCUGAGGAUUGGCUCACUGAACGUUCGAGUGAAGAAAACGACCGAAGCCUUCAGCAACUUUUUGGGAGUUGGGACCAACACGACGCGUCUGCCAGCGAACAUGAGAACUAGUGCUCCGCCUAAUUCAACUUAUUUCGAAAAAAUACACAAGAGUUGGGGAUCCGCUGACAAUAUACCGCACGAGGAUGGCACGAUGCCACCGCCCAAGUAUGGUUCCAUAAAAAAGCGCCGCCCGAAGCGAGAUACCGACCACAGUCCUGCUAACGAUCAGUUCAGUCAAAGCGUUCCGACGACACCAAGCCAAACGCGAGCACCUAUCGGUAUGAUGUCAGAGAAUCCUGACACAGAGUCAGAAAACCCUGGCGACUCUGACUCGGAUACUGCAUGCGGCUUCGACUCCAAUUGGAGACCAACAUAUAUUUGAUUACACUUUCCCUAUUUCUCCCAAUAUUAGCGGUAGACUGAUAUACUGAAUCUCGCCAUUUAUUUCUAAUAUAAAAUGUAUUGUAGUGUUGAAUGGACAUCUACUAUCCCAACUUCAAUAAAACUCG
Molecule: messenger RNA, 1603 nt
Organism: Toxorhynchites rutilus septentrionalis
Lineage: Eukaryota; Metazoa; Arthropoda; Insecta; Diptera; Culicidae
Exons: 8
Coding region: 1-1476 (491 amino acids)
Molecular function (GO): protein binding
Source: RefSeq, a predicted model, not a curated record